AUGGAGACCGUAAGCUCGCCAGGCUCGUUCCCCAGACAGGAUGUGUCUGCGCGGUACAUCAUGCGUGCGAAGCUCCAAGCUCUUCUGGAACGGUUGUUUCCCAAUCAACCCGACCUGAACUUCGAUAUUAGAAUCGCUGACGAUGUUUGGUCUUUUGAUGCUCCACGAAAGGUGACAGAGGCUGAGCUUGAGUAA
Talaromyces proteolyticus is the source of this 195-nucleotide messenger RNA. RefSeq lists its product as uncharacterized. The record is from RefSeq and is a predicted model, not a curated record. The transcript has 3 exons. The coding region runs from base 1 to 195 and encodes 64 amino acids. NCBI's taxonomy places the organism in Eukaryota, Fungi, Ascomycota, Eurotiomycetes, Eurotiales, Trichocomaceae.